GCGAGUUGGGCUCCAGUUCUCGUGAGAUCUCGGUGUAGGACAAGGAGGGAGAUCCAAGCAGGAGCGACGGAGCCGGCUGCGGCGGCAGAGAGCUCACAAUGGAGAACCUGGAGGAUAAUACAACUGUGUUCUCCACCCUGAGAUCUUUCAAUAACUUCAUUUCACAGCGUGUGGAGGGGGCAUCUGGUCUGGCCACACCAGAAUCAUUUCAAAGUACCUUGCAUAUGCAGUACCAGCAGAGGGUGCAGAUGGAGGAAGAAGCUAGUCAAAUCCGUUCCAAAUCUCAGCUUCUGCAAGUGGAACGGGAGAAGAUGCAGAUGGAGCUGAGUCACAAAAGAGCUCGCAUUGAGCUGGAGAAGGCAGCUAAUACUAAUGCCAGGAGCUACGAGCGAGAGGCUGACCGUAACCAGGAGCUCCUCACACGUAUAAAGCACUAUCAGGAAAAGGAAGUGGAGGCUGAGGCUAAGCUGAAGGAACAAAUGGAGAUGAAUAAAUCCUAUAAGAAGAGCAUGGAGACUGUGAGCAAGAAGCUGCAGGAGAAGGAGAGCAAACUGGCUGAAGCUAAUGAAAUGAUCAGCGUAUUGAAGGGGAAAAUAUCUGAGUUGCAGUGGAGUUUAAUGAAUCAGGAGAUGCAAAUGACAAGCCAGGAAUCUCAGAAGCAGGAGCUGAUGGAACAGCUGGAUGUGCAACGCAAAAAAUGUCAGGAGGCCAACCAGCAAAUCCAGUUGCUGCAAACAAGCCAGUCUCUGUUGGCAGAACACGAGCAGAAAAUUAAGGAUCUGGAACAGAAGCUCUCCCUGCAGGAACAAGAUGCUGCAAUUGUGAAGAACAUGAAAACAGAGCUGGCCCGAUUCCCAAAGAUGGAACAGGAACUGCUCCAGCUCAGGGAGGAUAAUGCCUUCUUCAGGGAAAUGAAGGAAAACAAUGGGUUACUUAGAGAGGAGGUGGAAGGUCUCCAGAGGAAAUUGGAGCGCUAUGAGAAGGUUCAGGCAGAUCUAGUGACCCUUGAAUUGGAAAAUGAGAAACUUCUGGGAAAGUUGAAAAGCUGGGAAAAACUAGAUGAGAGCACUGGCUUAAAUAUCAGGACCCCUGAUGAUCUCUCACGGCAGAUUGUUGCCCUGCAACAGAGGGAGCUUGUUCUGAAAGAGCAGAACUCUACCAUCACAAACAGUGCCAGAAUAUUAGAGAAGGCUCGGCAGCAGCUACAGGAAGAGGUAUUACGGAUCCAGAGCCAGCUACUGGAUGAGAAGAAAAAACGUGAGCAGCACGAAGGUCUUGUCAGACGCUUGCAGAAACGAGUGCUGCUGCUUACCAAGGAGCGUGAUGGAAUGAGAGCAAUUCUGGAGUCAUACGACAGUGAGCUGACCCCAUCGGAGCACUCGCCCCAGUUGAGCCGGCGCAUGCGUGAAGCAGAAGAAAUGGUGCAGAAGGUGCAUGCGCACAAUGCUGAGAUAGAGGCUCAGCUGUCCCAAGUUUUGGAAGAAGUGGGGACCCAGAAGCAAAGAGCAGAUAUGUUGGAAGUGGAGCUAACGAGCCUGAAGUCUCAGGCAUGCACAGCAGCUCAGAGCACCUUCAUAGCUACUGAGGAAGUGAACGCACUCAGGUUAAAAAUCGAAGAGUUGGAGGCUGAGAGAGGGCGGCUAGAAGAAGAGAACAAGUCUCUGGAAAUGAAAUUGGAAAAGCUCACUCUCCAGGUUGUUCAUCAGAAUGACCUACCUGAAGCCUGCAUCAUCUCCACUGAUGGGUUGGCAAAGGUCUCGAAUUGUGAUGUGCUGAUAGAAACCCUGUGUGGCACCCUGCUGCCCAAAAAGUUAGUCCAAUGUAUGGCAUGUGGAAUUUUACCUUCACUGGGUAGUAGGGAAGUUUGUGCUUUUACUGAAGAUCUCAGUGGAUGUGACGUACAGUGUAAGACUAAAUGAAGUGAGUGCAGAGUUUCUGGGACUGUCUCCUUUUGCACCUCCUUGGAGGAACUCCUUCAGUACCAGCCUGCUGAACUGCACAGAGGAGAGUAUAUGUGGGAGAUGGCUAUCACGCUCCACCUGCCUUGGAUUUUCAUACCAGGAAACCACGGAAGGGAAAGGAAGUUGUCAGCCAUGCUCCUGUGACAACACACAGGUUUUCCAGUGUAUCAAUUACAGGGUAUUGCUUCUCCAAUCCAUAUAUGAAGAACAAGGUGUGCUGGCUGACAUGUUGUGCUGCUGACCCAAGGUGCCACUAGCAAAUGUGUUCACUGGUUUGACCUCUGAUCCACGUGGCAUGGAGCCAUGUCCACUGUAACUGCUUUAUGACACUUCUGCAGCACAAUGCAUCAUCCUCUUUGUUUGUUUUAGUCAUCUGUUGUCUCGUUGCCUUCUAAGAUUGUCCCUUCCCCAAAGAGCUGACUGCAUUUUUGUUAUAUGUGUACAAAGUGCUUGACUUAGUGGGCCCCCAGUCCCUGGUUGCAGCCUUUUGAUGCUACCACAAUACAAAUGAAAUUGUUUGCUCUAAUGAGUAAUCAUGUCAUGUCGUGUAGAAAUAAGAUAAGAUCUCUGCCUCAACGAGCUUGCAAAUGUAAGUUAAACGUACUGUAAGACAAGGACUGAAAAAAAUAACCGCAAACCCGCAAUCCGUAAGGGGAAAGGACAGUAUGCUGUGCCUUGGGGGGGAGAGGUAUUUUUGGUUUUGCACACUUGAGCUUAUAGACGUUUGAGUUCUCAUCUUAUAGUAACUUUUAGGGUUUGGUUGUUUUUUCCCCCAAAUAUAAUUAAAUUAUUAGCACAGGAGAUGCAGUUGGGAUCCCAUGUAUAGAUUAGUGGCCAGUGCUUGUUUUCUAUGACAAUUACCAUUUUAUGGUUGGCUGCUGGAGCUGGCGUUGGCCAGGGUCCCCCACAUAGAAUUCUAAGGUUCUCCAGGAAGAUGGACUUUGAAUCAAGCUCUAAUAAUUAAUUACUAUUUGAUCCAAAAGUUGGUUUGAUAUAUGUGAAGUACCAGAAGAUAUCUUUUAAUUACUAUGGCAUGGUCCUGAUAGAAUCAAAGUGACCCAAGAAUAAAAUGGAAAGGUUAUGCUUUUAGACUUUUUCUCUUCAAGACAUUAUUCCUAAGAACAAUACUGUAGUUAGGCCACAAGAGUACAUUCUAGAAUGAUUUGCAAUAAAAGAAGAAUGUACAGUGCGGGAAAAGCAGGAGCUUGUGGUAUACUAAUGAGAAGGAAAGUAGGUGAGCGAUUAAGUUAGGUAUGUGAUAAAGACUGGAAAAAUACAUUGGAAUACAAGGUGAUGAAACAAGAUGGAGUGUGAUAACCCUGACAGUUCCCUCUGUGGUUUUGCUCCCCACUCACCAAAAGCCUUUUUUAAACUAUAGUUUUCUAAUGUGCUGGGUGGGGCAUGAUGUUUGCGUUCAUGAUAAUGCAUGUAUUUCAGUUGCCAUUGGGGUUGUGAAAACGUUAUUUAAAAAACAAAUCAGUGUAUGUAUUCAGGAUCAUUCUGCACUCAAGUUUUUUAACUUCUCUGAAAUAUUUAAAUGAAGAUAAAUACACGUUUGAAAGCAUUUUUCUGCUAGAAACAUUGCUUUUCAUUUAAUUUGUGUGUAAAUGAA
Gopherus evgoodei (Goodes thornscrub tortoise) is the source of this 3573-nucleotide messenger RNA. It is a transcript of the gene MAD1L1, whose product is annotated as mitotic arrest deficient 1 like 1. Gene Ontology annotation, biological process: attachment of mitotic spindle microtubules to kinetochore; mitotic spindle assembly checkpoint signaling. Gene Ontology annotation, cellular component: nuclear envelope; mitotic spindle; kinetochore. Lineage: Eukaryota; Metazoa; Chordata; Testudines; Testudinidae. Bases 99 to 1919 code for a protein of 606 amino acids. The record is from RefSeq and is a predicted model, not a curated record. The transcript has 16 exons.